Suillus subalutaceus is the source of this 1569-nucleotide messenger RNA. RefSeq lists its product as uncharacterized. The transcript has 4 exons. Lineage: Eukaryota; Fungi; Basidiomycota; Agaricomycetes; Boletales; Suillaceae. The record is from RefSeq and is a predicted model, not a curated record. Bases 1 to 1569 code for a protein of 522 amino acids.
AUGGCAGCUUCUUUCAAACGGACAGAUGAAAGUUUGCAUCCAUAUGACGCACUCUUGAAUGACCAGGACUUUGACUCGAUAAUAUCUGAUGCGAAGUUCCCUGUUAAUACUAGAACCGAAUUCUACGACCCGAGUUUGACGAGUCGCAGAAAUGCCCUUGUCGGAGUGGCAUGCUCAACUAUCUUCAGCUGCUCAUGCAUCAUUGCAGGCAUUGUCACUUUAGCCAAUAACGGAGUCCGCGGAGCAACCGACGUGCUCGCACUGAAUGCGAGUGAUAAUCUGUUGGCCCUGCGGGGGGAGAUAUUGGCACUGGCGCUUAACUUAAUCAUCACGUUAUGCACCGAGUCUAUAGGCCUCGUACACGGUAUCUCGUUGCGCUCUGCGCUGGCCUCAGAGCCUCAACUUCAUUUCAACACUAAUCUGCGCCUUCUGACUGCAGCUCGUGGAUGGUGUAGCCCUAACGGCACCCUAUUUAAUGGUAUCUCGGCUGUCCUCCUCAUUAUAUCCUACAGCUCGGCUUCACUCAUCCUAUGUUUCGACUUCACAUCUGAUGAUCCUUCCAUCACCAACCCCAACUCCAUCGCCAUCGCAGGGAUACCUCUCCUCGUUCUAGGUGUCGCACUCCUUCUCCAGGCGAUGAUCGCAUUAUCAGCGAUACGGGCUGUCAAAAUAUUGACGUGGAGCUCCUCACCUUUCGACUUGACCGCCGCACUGGUCCACCACACGCAAUUGACCCAUGCUACUUCGCGGUGCAUGUGUUGUGUGUCUGACCUAGACACGGAUGUUGGUCCAGUGAAGCCACUAGAGAUACAGCCCUCUGCGUGGCAUGCUCACCCUAGCAUCCGGAAAGUUAUCAUUUCUCUUUGGGUGAUCGUUGCAGCAUGCGCUGGAUGGGCUACACUCGUCACGUAUAUCUCGGACCGGGCCAACAGUGGUCCUGGCUUCAUCCCGAUGACCCCACAUACGUGGUCGUUCUUACCCAACCAGUCGUCCAGUUACAUCUCGUAUCCUAUGCCGGGUGUCAAUCUUGAGGUGUGGAUUCUGCUCUUCUUCAACAUAGCAGUUGUACAGGGGCCCUUGACACUUGGGCUGCAUUGCUCGGAGCUCAUCGCGAAUGUCAUUCGAGACGAAAGACAGUGGAGAUGCGCUACAGGAAGGAAAGGACUUAGAACGGCAAUGAACCCAGUGAAGACAAUUUUCACUCAGCCGAUUUGUCUUGUACUUUUCGUUGCGAAGCCUUUCCUGCUGUCCGACGAGAAACUAGGAGGGUCGUAUGUAUACAUGAACACUGCCCAGAUCUGGAACUUAUGCAUAGCGCUGUUGAUAUUUGCCUGUUUCUUCACUUUCGUCGCGCUGCGCCGACCGCGUGGUCCCCAGCCGGCUGCAUACGGCCACCUCCAGACGCUCGCCGACCUCGUGGACGAGUGGUCGCCUGUGAUGUGGUGGGGACACAAGGAGGACGGAAUCCCGUACUGUCAUGCUGGGACGAGCGAUCACCCGCUGCCGGAUGUGAAGAUGGACUGCGUUUAUGCUGGUUCCGGUGUUGACUCUCUGGCACCCCUCUCGUGA